Messenger RNA from Oncorhynchus kisutch (coho salmon), 4580 nucleotides. Its product is annotated as Golgi resident protein GCP60-like. NCBI's taxonomy places the organism in Eukaryota, Metazoa, Chordata, Actinopteri, Salmoniformes, Salmonidae. Gene Ontology annotation, molecular function: fatty-acyl-CoA binding. The transcript is spliced from 8 exons. Gene Ontology annotation, cellular component: Golgi membrane. The record is from RefSeq and is a predicted model, not a curated record. The coding region runs from base 57 to 1646 and encodes 529 amino acids.
ACUUCCGCUAAAAACGGAAGUAGGUACGUGGCCGCUUCAGGCAGCUGACAUUCUGCAUGAUGGCGACAGAGGUUCAGAGCGCCGACCUCAACAAUGGCAGUUCUAGCCGGCUCGAAGUUUCCAUCGACGGCCUCACCCUCAGCCCCGACCCCGAGGGCGAGCAAGUCGCUGAACCUGACCACGAUACCGGGGACCAGAGCGCCACCUACGAUAGGGAAGAAGGCGAGUCUUCCAAAACCACGAUAGAGAGGAAAUGGGGCUUUGGUUUGCUGGAGCUAUACAGACUAGCCUUGAAAUUCUUCAAAGAUAAGGAUGGCAAGGCCUUCCACCCCACCUAUGAAGAGAAGCUUCGUCUGGUGGCCCUCCACAAGCAGGUGUUACUGGGGCCAUACAACCUCGACGCCUCUCCAGAGGUGGGCUUCUUUGACGUCCUGGGAAAUGACCGCAGGAAAGAGUGGGCUGCUCUGGGUAACAUGGAGAAGGAGGAGGCUAUGGUGGAGUUUGUCAAGCUGUUGAACAAAUGCUGUAAUUUAUUUGCACCCUAUGUCACCUCCCACCAAAUAGAGAAGGAUGAGCAGGAGAGGAAACGGAGGGAGGAGGAGGAACGACAGCGCCGGGAGGAUGAAGAGAGGGAGCGACAGAGGCAGGAGGAGGAGAGACAGAUGAUCGAAGAGGAGGAGAGGCUGAAGAGGGAGGAGGAGGAGAGGAGGCAGUUGGAGGAGGAGAGGCUACGGGUGGAGCAGCAGAAACAGCAGAUCAUGGCAGCACUGAAUGCCCAGACGGCAGUGCAGUUCCAGCAGUAUGCUGCCCAACAGUACCCAGAGAACCCUGAGCAGCAGCUGGGUCUCAUACACCAGCUACAGGAACAACACUACCAACAGUACAUGCAGCAGCUCUACCAGGUCCAGCUGGCACAACAACAGGCAGCCUUACAGAAGCAGCAGGAGGAUGCAGUGGUGAAGGCCACCCUGGAGGCCACUAGUGAGCCUGUAGCUGCAGCGCUCCCGGCUAGAGAGAAUGUCCCCUUGCUCAAUGGCCAGUCAGACUCCCACUCUGAGGGCACGGACAGAGAGCCAGAGCGCUUAGAGCCUGCUGAGGAGGCCACUGAGAAUGGGCCAAUAGGUACACACGCGCAAAGGCCAGCAGACUCGCCCCCGGUCAUAGCAGCCCCCUCCAUGUGGACGCGACCCCAGAUCAAGGACUUCAAGGAGAAGAUUCGGCAGGACGUGGACAGUGUGAUCACGGUGGGGCGUGGCGAGGUAGUGACAGUGCGAGUGCCCACCCACGAGGAGGGCUCCUACCUCUUCUGGGAGUUUGCCACAGACCACUACGAUAUCGGCUUCGGAGUCUUCUUUGAGUGGACAGAUGCCGCCAAUGCCUCGGUCAGUGUGCACGUCAGCGAGUCCAGCGACGAAGACGAGGAUGAGGAAGGUGAGCCCCAUAGUGAGGAGGAGAAGGCUAAGAAAGAGGCAGGGAAGCCGCAGGUGGAUGAGAUAGUGCCGGUGUAUCGGCGGGACUGUCACGAGGAGGUCUAUGCCGGCAGUCACCAAUACCCUGGCCGUGGGGUCUACCUUCUCAAGUUCGACAACUCUUACUCUCUUUGGAGGUCAAAAAGUGUCUACUACAGAGUCUACUACACCAGAUAAGCCUGGAGGGACUACAGGAGAGUGUGUUUGAAGAGAGGAAGGGGGGGAUGAGAUGAUCUGUUCUGGACUAGAUCUCCAGAGGGCGAUGGAGUUGCGUCGGACUCCCGUUGGAGAUGGGACUCCUGUCUGUGUGUGUGUGUGUGUGUGUGUGUGCUUACACCUCAUUGGAGCCUGUGGAGUCCGGGAGGUAGUUAACCCUGGAGUGUGUUCCCCACCUGUCGUCUUCUCGAUCUUAGACAUCAACUCUAGGACUUUCUUGUAUUUAAUGGCCAUCUUUCCUGCCCAAACAUCAUCUAACCCUAGUCUGCCCUGUCAUGUCAUUGUUCUGGCUGUGCUUCUCUCUGAGUGAGACACUCCUUAACCUGAGUUCAAAUUUAACACAACUGAAGUCCAAUGAGAGAAGUCAUUGGUCAAAUGGAGUCCAAACAUAGUGACACACUACACUACAGCACCAUGCCUUUGUACUCCAGAAGGAAUACCUCAUAGACCACCAUGGAGUAACACUAAAACACACUCAUCUGAACACAGUCAGUUACUCCUCACAAGUGGCAACGCUUCUAUUGCAAGAGCUACGCCCAAAUCCACAUCAACCCCUAGCUCCUACCAGCUACAUACUUCUGGAGGUCUGAGAGGGUUGGAUUUAAGACAUAAGCAAUAUUGCAGAAUUUCUAGUAUAGCCUGUCCUAGGCCAUGGUGGAGCUAUUAUCAUAUUGAUAUUAUCUAAGCAAUCCUUUCAGAUCGCCACAAGUGCAAAUGGGGGAGGGGCUAGAGAUUAAUUUGGGAUUGUACACUGUUCUACUGAGCGAAGGAUAAUGAAGAGCAAGGGGUUAGAAGGGGUAUAGGGUUGGAAGAGGGAUAUGACAUGUACAUGGAAAAGUUCGGUAUCUCAAAAUGGAAUGCUGAAAAAAGCGAGAUUGUGUCUAAAAACCAUUUAAUUCAUAUUUAUUAUUCACCCUUUCUUGUAGUGUAGGAUCAUUUUUGUGUCUGUAUAAUAUUUGGGUGUAUUUCAUCUCCAAACAGUGGCCUCCCUGCUUCACGAGACAUGCCUCUCUAGUCUUUUAGAUGCUUCCUUUCCUUCAUGGCCACUGAUCUCAAAGGACAUGAGAGGUGAAAAUUAUAAGGAUGGAAACUUACCCAUCUUUCCCUAUCAGUGGCUAUGAAGGACAAGGGGACAAGGAAAGGAAUCCAGUAAGGUGUAUUGGGACACCCCCAUGUCUGUUCUGAAGGAGACUGGGCAUUGUCAUCUAUUGAUCACUCCUGUGUGUGUUGAGUUUGUCUAUGGACUGGAGAUGCUAAUCCUAUUUCAUACAUACGAACUGCCGGCUAAUAACUUAGAGGGAAUCAUCAGUUGAAACAAUUACACAUUUGAAAUCCCCACCCCUGUUUCAGUAAAAAGUUGAGGGAUAGGCCUGGAGAAAGGUAACCACUCUCAAAUUCAUUGACAGAGCUAUGGAUGCAAGGACUGACCAUCCAUGAUUACAAUUAUAGUUUUAACCAUAUAUAGUGCUAGUUUACAUUUACUUUGUUUACCAACAUUGGAGUGAAACAAGCUUAUAUUUGAAGUUCUGAUGGGUUAUGACAGUUGAACUGAAGUCAUGAAGAAUUUAACUUGGAAAUGCCUCAAGAAUCAAUGGGAAUAUUUCAUUCAUUCAGAAGUCCGAAGAGGGAUGAUGCAACUGCACAUUCCCCUUUAAGAUGAGUUUUACUGUGACCUCUCUCGAGCAUUUGAUCUUUCUGUCCUAAAUGGAUUGAUUCCGAUGUAUUUAUUUUUUUCUCUCAAAUAGGACUGUCUGCUAUCGCUAAUAAACUGAGAUGAUCACGUCUAGCUCUCUAGUCAUCCAUGUCUCUUUGUUGAGAGUGAUCAGUUAACCAUCAGUUACUAACUGAACUCAGACUGAGCUCUGAAGGUGUGUUUUUCUUUAACUCUUACUGUAUGAUCUCUUAGUUGUUUAUCUUGUUGCCAUUAUUUGGUAUUGUCCAGUCAGAUGUUCCUCCACAUUGCAUCUGCAUGCUUUGUGUUUCACUUGAAGUUAGUCAGCCACCAGGUUUUGUUUAUUUAAAGAAAAACAAAUAUUUAACUAGGCAAGUCAGUUAAGAUCAAAUUCUUAUUUACAAUGACGGCCUACUCCGGCCGAACCGUAACCCGGAUGCCGCUGGGCCAAUUGUGCGCCGCCCUAUGGGACUCCCAAUCACGGCCGGUUGUGAUACAGGCUGGAAUCAAACUCGGGAGCUGAUAAUUCUGUUCUUCUUUUGAAAUACUUUUUUGAUGAAUCAUACCAUUGUUUGGUUUCUGAUGGGUUUUCAAGUCUCCUUUCCAUUCAAAGAUGCCUGACAUUACCUUAACACUUAAUAACGUCCACUGUGCCGAGGUUGGUUGCACAUCAACAGGGGUCAGAAAGAGAUUGAAAUAGAAUAAGGCCUACCGGUAAGCCAAUCACCAACUCCGUCUCCUAUUUGUAGUUUGUACUGGUUGACUUGUGGCAAUGGUUUUCACCCAGAAAUUGAGAAAUGCAUCAUGCAAGGCACUAUUGAUGGUAAAGCUAGUUAGGAGCCACAAAGUUCAAGAAAGUCCCCAUUGUUGAGCUCUUUCAUUGUGUUCUGUUCAUUUGUCUGUAGUACUUUUGCUCACCAACUUUAAGCCUAAUGAUACAGAUUGUUCUAGCCUUGUAAGUAUAUCAUUAUAUAAAUGGGUUUAAGUGUGGGUUCUAGAGAUGGGGGGGGGGGGGGGGCAUGAGUUGAUGCACUGCAAAGUAUAGAGAAGUGGAUAUUAUGUACAUUGUUCCCAAAAAAGUCAAACUCUAAAGUAUAAACUGAAAGACUGGAUGAAAUGUGGGGGGGGAAUUUUUGAAUUGCUUUGACUUUUUUUGAUCUGUAUGCGUUUAAAGAAGAAUCUGGCAUAUUUAAUAUUGAUUAAACUUAUGUUCAUCUCUAUUA